Orbilia oligospora ATCC 24927 is the source of this 282-nucleotide messenger RNA. RefSeq lists its product as uncharacterized. NCBI's taxonomy places the organism in Eukaryota, Fungi, Ascomycota, Orbiliomycetes, Orbiliales, Orbiliaceae. The coding region runs from base 1 to 282 and encodes 93 amino acids. The transcript is spliced from 2 exons. The record is from RefSeq and is a predicted model, not a curated record.
AUGUUCCGACUUGCGAAGCAUUUUAUGGCCCACGCCCCAUUCUACUUCAACCCGGUCUGGAGGGGAGAGGCAAAUUCCAAGGUCGCGUAUGCAAUCGCCGCAUUCUGGGUAGGGAAUAUGUACCCCUCUGCUAUGAAACUUAGUAUCGGCGUCCCCCUCUUUGAUGUCGAUCAAAACCUGCUUAACAUCCUCGACGACUCGAGUGAUUUGAGAGAUUUCCUCAGCGUUGCAUUUUUGAAGCCUUAUGAGGUCGGCUACUUCCUUCUGAGAGCUUCGUUGUAG